Messenger RNA from Phascolarctos cinereus (koala), 6244 nucleotides. The record is from RefSeq and is a predicted model, not a curated record. NCBI's taxonomy places the organism in Eukaryota, Metazoa, Chordata, Mammalia, Diprotodontia, Phascolarctidae.
UCACAGAGCCUAGUAAUGCCAGCUUAGAGUCCUUUUUUACGCCCACUAUUCUCACCCUCUCCCCCAAAUCUACAUCGCCUUCUCUCAAGUCUCUUUUCCUUGUUCAGCCCUUUACCUUGUUCAACUUCCCAAAGUUCAAACCUGGGGUUUUCUAUAGUGAGAAGGGUCUAGGAUGCUGACGUGCUUCAAACCUAGGACUUUUUUUUUCGCCCCAGCUUCCGCCUCAUUACAAAAAUAAUAAUAGUUUUUGCUCUGUCACUGGAAAUCCAGUCAUCUGAGUCACCCCAAAAUGACGUUAAAGCCAACCCCAGAAUACCCAGGCUAGCUGCAGACCGGGAUGCACUGAAAUGUAACCCGUACCUGCGGCUACAGCAGCACAUUCUCUUUAGCGGAAGGUGGAGGAACUUCCCGUCCAUUCCUACUUCGCCAUUGCAGGGGUGCUUUAUCCUGAAGACUGGGUUUGCCCACAUUGCCUCUGGAGCGAACUGAGCGGUAGAAGCCCCUCUCCGGACUCAAGGUGCUCAGAGCCCAGGCCACACGUAACAAAAUGUCUAGAGUCCCAAAGCAUUUUGGACUAAGUUAUGAUGAAGAAUUGAAGAUGCUGAAGGAACUUGAGAAGGUUCGCAAACAAACAAGGAAAGAUUUCCUUAAAUUCAAGCUGGGACAGGAAUUGAAAUCAAAAAGGAGUCCUCUAGCCUUUUCAACUCUACCAAGAGAUUUUAAUAAUUACUCUUCCCAGAGUUCAGAAAGUUCAUACGAGGCCAUCGCUACAGACAAGAUUGUUCCACCUCAACCAUGUUCUUCUGCACUUCAAGACACAGAAAAACAGAGUCAUGAUCCCAGAAAGAAGAUUCAAGGAAGUAAAUUACUUUUCAAAGAGAGCAGAAAGACGACGUCACUUGCUGGUAGACCUAGAAACGAGCCGUUUUGUCCCAAAGAAUUUUAUUUGAAAAAUACUGCUUACAUUUAUCAACAUGGAAAGGAAAAACCAGUGAUUGCCUCACUGGCAGGCACUUCUAAACAAGCUGUUUUAUUUAAACAGCCAGCUCCUCCUCACAAGUCUAGAUACCGCCGAGUUAUUCUUCAGCGAAGGUUGCCAACCCCUCAGUUCCCUCUUCCUUUGGAAAAACGCGGAGGGAAAAGCGAGCCUUCUUCUCUCCCAGAAUCGUAUCAUGCUGAAGAAAUCACAAGUAAGGAAACUAUGACAAGUGAACACGAGGCUGAAAAGGUCUCUCUGAGAAAAAGGAGGUGGGUGGGACCCCGCAGAGAAGGUAUUUCUUACAGUUCUCAGUCUGAGAAGAAAAGAAAAAAAAGUUUCAUUUCUAGCCCUAGCAGAGACGUCAGGGUUCUGGAGGAGCCCGCGAUAGAAGUUCCGACAAUAAAGGAGGAAGAACCCCAAGCCGAGGAAUCCGAAAAAAAAGCACCCGAAAUGCAUUUGUCUGAGAGAGAAGUCCCAAGGUCUAUUGAGGAAAUAAUUGUUUCCCUUCAGUCUGAACGUCAGUCAGCGGUGGACAAGACGAUCAAAGAUCUCAUAGACAGUAUCCUUGGCCAGAAUUACGACAUUAAAAUGGAAGAGGUAUCUUUAAUCAGACAUUUAAAGUAUCAAGAAGAGAUUGAAGGAGCAGAAGAACAAGAAGCAGAAGAAGAAGAGGAAGAAGAAAAAGAAAGAGAAAAAGAAAAAAAAGAAGAGCCAGAAAAAAGUGCUGAAAAACUUCCAAGGCCGAAGGAAAUUGAAAGAAUGACUGAAGAUGAGCUAAGUCCUAUGCAAACUGAUGAUGAACCUGAUAUGGAAGAGCCACAAACCAAACAAGAAAAUAUGGAACUUCUUCAGACUGUUUUAGAUACCAAGAUUUUGAGUGAGCUACCUACACUAUUGGAUACUACACAAAACAAAUUGCCACAACAGAUACCUGGUCCUUUCCAGGUUUCCAGUUUAAAAUCUUUGCAAAUAACAGGAAAGACAGCUACAACAUCCCCAAGAGCCAAACCAAAAUGUCAAAUAAGAAGAUUUCAUGCUGAGGCCUCACAGAUUCCCAAAACAACUUCAGAGAUUGUGUGUCGGCAGUCUACUCACACGCUUCAUAAGCUAUGUACCGCCGCUCCAACAUUUGUGCUGCCUACUGAUUUACGUCUUGCUUCUAGAAUAUAUCACACUGUAGACAAAAGGGGCCAUGACACUUUUCUUGGAAGUGAUAAAAGAGACUCUAUACAUGAUUAUGUUAGGGAUGAAAAAGAAAAAAACAGAAUACUCUAUGGAGUUCCUACUUCAAAAGCUAAGGACAAAAAUGAAAAUAUUUCUCCAGAAACAUCAACAACUUUAAUUAAAUGGAAAAAACCAAAUGAAAAACCAUCUCUUCAACUCUCAGGAGAAGAAGUGUUCAUUUACCCAGGAUGUGUGAAAAUGUUUUGGGCUCCAGGUCCCCCCAAAUUCUCUGCUCCAAUAUCUCUCAUAAGGCAAACCUUAUAUCCACAAUAUGAGCCAAAGUUAAGAGUCAUAAAGAGCAAAUCUCUGCCAGAUUUACAGAAGACUACUGGAAGAAAAGAUGAGAAAAGUCUUAAGAGAUCAUCAUGUAUAUUUAGUUUUACUCUUCAAAGUGAUUCAAUAUCACCAAUGGUACCUGAUGAUCUACAAAGUAACCUGAAUGAAGUAAUGAUUCAGAGAGAAUACGUUUUAAAGACGAGGGCUCAGGAAAAUAAAGAAGGCAUUGAUACUGAUCAAAAUUUAAAUGUGACUGCACCAUCUAAUUUACAAGAAAAGUCAAUCCAGCAUGGUGAAGAAAAGGAAAUUCACCCUGUAGAAGUUCGAAAAACAAGAGCUAAUUACAUUAUUUUUCCUAAGAGAAGAAGGAGGAAAUUAAGGAAAAAGCUGAAUACUGAAAAAAUAAGUUCACUGCUUAAAGAAUUAUCAAAGCCUCCAAAGACUCUUGAAAGAUCAGCAUCUCUUGUCAUUCUUUGGGAACAGAAGAAAUUUUUUCUCCAUGUGCCUAUGUAUGUCCGUCGAAGUCGCUGCCCUAGUCUGCCUGCUGUGCUAAAUUUUGAUGAAUUUGCUCAGAAGCAUGGUGGAAUUCCGGAAGAUACUGACCCUCAGCAAUGGGUUUUGGACUUCUGGAUUAAAGAGUUACAAGACAUUCCUCCAAUUCGAGAGCCAGAACAUGUUGAGGAGGAAAUAAUUCAAACUUCUGUUGAACCAGUUAAACCUGAAAAAGUAAAAAAACUACAAAAAAUAGAAUUUGGUGAUUUCUCAAAUCCAGAUCUCUCCGAGAUUGUUAGGCAGCAUUUGGAGACUGAAGUAGAGAGACUGACUAAAGAAAUAAAAGAGAAAAAGAAAAUGGCUGCUUUCCUGUAUGGCCGACGUGGGGCUAUUUAUAGAAAACUAGGCAAACUAAAGAAGGCCAUGAAUGAUCUACAAGAGGCUAUAUUCUUAGAACCUCUAUUACUUAAUGCUUAUUGGCACCGACAUUUCAUAUAUAUUUUCCAAGACAAAAGUGGUGAUGCUUUAGAUGACUUAAAUUAUAUAACUAAAUAUAAUAAAAAUAAUGCAGAUGUUUAUUUAUCAAAGGCUGAAAUUUUCAGGAAAAGAGGUAAUUUUACAUUGGCACUGCUAAAUUAUACCCAAGCAAUUAAGUGUAGGCCUACAGAUGAUGACAUCUAUUUCAAGAGAGCUGAGAUACUUUAUGUAGGGAACAAAUUACUGGCCAUUGAUGAUUAUUCUAAAUGUAUUUAUUUUAACCCAGAAAGAACAGAUGCAUUACUAAAACGUGGCCUGUAUCAUUUUGAAAGUUCUAAUUGGAAUGCAGCUAUUCAAGAUUUUUCCUCUUUGUUGAAAUUUGACUACAAAAAUAUUCAAGCAAGGACAUAUCGUGGCAGAGCUUUUUUUAAAAAAGGCCACUAUAGAGAAGCAACUGAAGACCUUUCGGCUGCAAUUCAUUUAGAUCCUAAUAAUUGGGUAGCAUUCUAUUAUAGAGCCUGCAUAUUGCGAAAAUGUAACCCUCAUAAAUCUCUUCAGGAUUUCAGUGUAUCAGUGCUCAUCAAUGAUCAUAUUGAGAAUCUUCUUGCUUUUCUACACCGUGGCAUCUUGUACGCAGAAAUGAAUUUCUGGGGGCUGGCAGUUGCAGACUUUGAAAGUGUACUUGAGCUAGACAGAAACAUAUCUUUUGCUUUUAUAAAUAUUGGCAUCAUAUACCUGUUGCACAUGGACAAGUACUUUGAAGCAAUUCAGCAGUUUACAGAGGCUAUUCGAAUUGAUCCUUUGUAUAUUCAAAGCUAUCUUUGCCGAGCACAAACUUAUCAUAAGUUGCAUAAAUUACCACAAGCAGUGAAGGAUUUGUCUCGAGCCAUCCACCUCCAGCCAGAUGGAAUCCACUUGUAUAUAAUUAGAGGACGCUAUCUACUGGAGAUGAAGCGGUAUGACCUGGCAACAUACACUAUUUUCCAACUAGAAAAAAUGAACAAAGGUUCCUUGGAGUUGUCUCCUGUUCAGCAAUCAUUGGUUUUUUCAUUUUGUAAUCAUCACACAGAAGCUAUAAAAAUCUUAUUUUCAGUCACAUUGUGUAAGCCAGAGCCUGCCAUGUACCUGUUAUUAGGAAAAACCCAAAUGAAGGCCAAAAAAACACAGAAUGCUGUGAUAACUUUUAAAAGGGCUUUGGACAUAACAACUGCUACAGACAGGACACCAAAGGGAUCAUUUCUGUCCGCGGAAUGUUACUAUCACUUAGGUCUUUGUUACAUGGAGGAAGGGAAUCCCCAAUUGGCCUUUGACUUUUUUAACAAAGCAGUGAAAGUAUAUCCUGAAUAUGCUGAGGCCUUUUAUCAACGAGGACUUUGUAGAGUGAAACUCCAGAAGGAUAAAUGUGUGCAGGAUUUCAAUCGGGCAAUUACCAUCAAUCCAAAACAUUAUCAGGCAUAUAUAAGUCGUGCAGCUUUCUAUGGAAUGAAAGGAAGAUACUCCAAGGCAAUUUUGAACUGUAGUGAAGCAAUCAGAAUUUUUCCUAACAGUGUAAGAGCCUUUCUCUACAGAGGAGUUUUGAAAUACUACAACAAGACUUAUAAGCUUGCAAUUACAGAUUUAAAUAUAGCUAUCUCCAUGAACAAAGCCUGUUUUCUAGCAUUUUAUAACAGAGCAAUAUGCUACAGCAAAAUAAAGGAAUUUUAUAUGGCUUUAAGGGAUUAUGGAAUUGUUCUUCUUCUCAACGUGGAAGAUGACAUAAAGGCAAAAACUUUAGUUAAUCGUGGUCUGAUCUACACGGAACUAAAAAUGGUUGCCAAUGCAUUAGAGGAUUUCAGGGAAGCAAUGCAGAUAAAUAAAAAUGAUGCUAUCCUGUUUCAAGCUGCUGGAAUUUGCCAUCACAGACUGGGAGAGUUUGAAGAAGCUGUGUAUUCAUUCACUCGUGUCCUUGAACUCAAUCCUUUUUUUGUGGAUGCAUAUGUUGGUCGGGGAAAUUCUUAUAUGGAAUACGGUCAUGAAGCAGCCGAGAAACAAGCACAAAAGGACUUUAUAAAAGCCUUACACUUCAAUCCAGCAUACCCGAAAGCCAGAAUUAGCUUUGGAUAUAAUUUACAGUCUCAAGGAAAAUUCCAAAAAGCUUGGAAUCACUUUACCAUUUGUGUGGAUAUUGAUCCAGGAAACUACCAGGCAUAUGAAGGGAGAGGAAUAGUCUGUCUUCAGAUGGGAGAUAAUUUUGCUGCUAUUCAAGAUUUAAAUUCUGCUCUAAAGAUCACUACUUCUGCAGAAUUUUUAACAAAUCGUGGUGUGAUUCAUGAAUUUAUGGGUGAACGGCAUAUUGCUAUGAAGGACUAUCAGGCUGCACUUUCUAUAAACCCUAAGUACUCUCUGGCUUACUUUAAUGCAGGAAAUAUUUAUUUACACCACAGGCAAUUUUCCCAGGCUAAUGACUUCUACUCCAAGGCAUUGGAAUUUGACCCACUAAAUGAUUCUGCAGUCUUGAAUCGAGGUAUCACAAAUAUAAUACUACAGAAAUUUGAAGAAGCAAAAGAAGAUUUUAUAAAGGCAAUUCACCUCUGUCCUUUUUGGGCUGCAGUAUAUUAUAACAAGGCACACUUACACUACAAUUUACAACAAUAUGAAACAGCUGAAAAGGAUCUUAGCACAGCCUUAUCAUUACAACCUAAUAAUCAUCUGGCAUAUAAACUCAGAGCAGAUGUUCGUGGAAAAAUGGGUUUGAUUGAAGAAGCUCUGAAGGACUAUAACCAAUCACUCGACCUUCAAGAAUUUGCUAAAGUUUAA